Pristis pectinata (smalltooth sawfish) is the source of this 3276-nucleotide messenger RNA. RefSeq names its product radial spoke head 10 homolog B (gene rsph10b). The transcript is spliced from 20 exons. The coding region runs from base 84 to 2771 and encodes 895 amino acids. NCBI's taxonomy places the organism in Eukaryota, Metazoa, Chordata, Chondrichthyes, Rhinopristiformes, Pristidae. The record is from RefSeq and is a predicted model, not a curated record.
UCAAACCAAGGAGAGGGAAGUCGGGCGAGCUGACGGAAGAGACGGCCCGGGAGCCGGAGUUGGCGCAGUCGGAGGGGAACCUGAUGUGCCGGCUGGUGUCCGACCCGCCCGAGGACGGCGCGUUGGAGCCGGUGCCCGAGGAGCCCGAGGGCCUCGACGUGUCGCCGGAGGCCACCGCCACCUACUAUGAGGAGCCCGUACUGACCAAGCUGAUCGUGGCGAGCUAUGAGGGAGAGACAGUGCGAGGUCUUUAUGAAGGUGUAGGGACUGCCUAUUUCCAAGGAGGUCAUGUCUAUGAAGGUAUGUUUUCGGAAGGCCUGAUGCAUGGUAGAGGCACCUACGUGUGGGCGAACGGAAUAAAGUAUGAAGGAGAUUUUUCGAUGAACACCCCAACAGGCCAUGGCACUUACACAUGGACUGAUGGCAGCACCUAUGUUGGUGAUGUGCAAAAUGGAAUACGCCAUGGACAGGGGAUAUUCACGAGUCCUGAUCGAUCUGUUUCUUACACUGGAGAGUGGUACUUUGGUAAGAGGCAUGGAAAGGGAACAAUAUACUAUAAUGAAGAAGGAAGUUCAUGGUAUCAAGGUGAUUGGGUGAACAAUGUCAGAGAAGGCUGGGGCAUUAGACGGUAUAAGAGUGGGAAUGUGUAUGAGGGAGAAUGGAAAAAUUUUAUACGCCAUGGAGAAGGCACAAUGAGUUGGAUUUCUACUAAUGAAGAAUACACAGGCCAGUGGGAAAAUGGUAUUCAGCAUGGAUUUGGGACUCACACCUGGUUUCUGAAGAGGGUGCCAGGAACUCAGUAUCCAUUAAGAAAUCAGUACAUAGGACAGUUUGUAAAGGGACUCCGUCAAGGACAUGGCAAAUUCUUCUAUGCAAACGGGGCUUUGUAUAGUGGUGAAUGGCUGGCAAGCAAGAAACAUGGUUUAGGAACAUUCAUCUUUAAGAAUGGUCGUACUUUUGAGGGAGAGUUUUUGGAAGAUCGUAUGGCAGAGUUUCCUAAUUUUUCGAUUGAUGGGAUGAAUACACCAGACCUCAGUACAAUACGCACCCAGUCACCAUUUGAAACUGGCAAUGUGAAAGGAAGUGGAUCAAAAGGUGUUAUUCAAUCAGUUCUGCAACAUAAUGUGGAGCUUAAUAUUGCUUCACUUUUGGAGAAGAUCCCAGAGGAUGACAGACAAAAUGAGGUUUUGCAGUUUUGUUUUGUGCAGUUAGAGUAUGCUAUUCUUCGACAUUUCACACAACUGAAGAGAAUCUACAGUUUCUACAGUAGUCUGGGACAUCAGCAAUCACUGGAUAAUACCUUCUUAAUGAGCCAGCUCCAGUUCUGGCGUUUUCUGAAAGACUGCAAAUUUCACCAUUAUGGUUUGAGCCUGGCUAACAUGGAUAGAAUCCUUCAUGAACAAUUCACUACAGUGGAGGAUACUCACUCUCCGUUUGAUACAUUAUUGCUGGGGAAGUUCCUGAGCUACCUUGUUAUCCUGGCAUACCACAUUUACCACAAAGAACAUGAAGGCCAGCAUCCAAUUCUUGAAGCUUGCUUUUCCAAGCUAGUGACUGACAAUCUUAUUCCUUAUGCCUGCACUGUUAAUGGGAGUUUAUUUCAACAACACGAAAGUACUACAAUCACACUUGGCUACGCAAAUAAAUGCUGGGAGGUGUACAGAGCCUAUUGUGAACAAAACCGUAGGCCACCCAACACCAGUAUCAUGACAAUGAGACACUUCCUGUGGAUGCUCAAGGACCUAAAUUUAUUGAGCAAGCACUUAACAGCAACUUGUACUAUAGAGAUCUUGUCUCAGGAUAACCCUGCAGUGUCUGACGGAACUUACAAUAACAUGGACAUUGAGAUGGUUUUCUUAGAAUUUUUGGAAGCCCUCCUCUCAUGUGCAGCAGUAUAUGUGACUAAAAGAAUGCUUGAGAAUUCAGAAGCAUCCUCUACCAGGUCAAGUGGUGUGAAUCUAACACUUGUAGUAAAUGCUACGUCUGCUCAACCAAGACAAGAACCUUCAGAGCAGCAGGUCAUUGUCCAAGGACACAUUUCUCCAGAACCAAAUGGACGUAGUGUAAAAUCCCUCGCGAAGAAGCGUGGAGAGACUAAUGGAAGCACUUCAAGGAGAUCAGAGCGUAAGAAAAAUAAAGCAUCUGCCUCAUCAGCUGAGAAGUCUUUGAAAGCAUCUGCCCAUCAUGAUCAGAAUAAAUCUGCAGCUUCAACAAAAGCAGUUCAGAAGGAAGAAGAGCUAAGCCGGAAUGCAUCACCGUCGCUGGCUCCUGUGGAAUCCAUAGCACCAUCUGGAGAUUCAGUGAGUGAAAUAAGUGAACAAGGCAAAGCACCAGAAGUUUUGUUACCAGAGCCCAAGGUAGCAAAAGCUUUAGAAGAAAAGGUUCCAACUGUGAAGCCUUCCAUACCAAAACCUGCGGUCAAGUCAGGGGCUGAGCUGGAGUUCUGGUUGAGUCAAAUCUGUUUCUUCUUCAUGAAGAGACUGUUUCCGGCCUUCGAGCAUGCUGAAGUCUUGAAGGUGGAGGCAAAGAGAGACAUAGUGAGACAGAAUGAGCUGGCUCGCCAAGCAAGGAUAGAGGCUGAAACAAGAGCAAGGGUGAAAGAGAAAGUUACAAAAUGCAGCCCAGAGAAUGAAUUGUCAUUGAAUGCAGAGAAUACUGGAUCACAAAGUGAUGAAGAAGAUAAAAAUUCUGCUCCAAUGCACAAGGACAGUCUUUCUGCAACGUCCACCAAGAAAAACAGUGCAACCAAAAAGAAGAAAAAAUCCAUGUGAACUAGUUCCUCACUAUAAACUGGGAGCAAUUUUAAUAAACCACAAGACUAUUUGUAUUAAUCCAAUAAUUUUUGCACUCUCACAGAAAUGUAAAAUUGGAUAUUAAGAAAAACCUUUGCAAUGUUUCUGUUUAAAUGUAAGUCAUAACCGGGGCUGAUGCACAAGAAGAUAUAUGGAAUAUAUGUUCUAUUUAAUAACUGUUCCAGAGUCCCUCCAUGGCCAUGCCCCCUGGUAUCUCAGUAGUCAUUUCCAGCCCUCCAAAUUCUCUGUGCUCCUCCAAUUAUACCAUUGUUCAGUCUUGCCACUGCUAGUGGCCGUGACCUUGGCUGCCUGGACUGCAAGAUCUUGUUUUCACGCUCUGCAUCUCUGCACCUUUUCUUCUUCCUUUAAGAUGUUCCUUAAAACUUAUCCCUUGACCAAGCUUUUGUUUACUAUUUUAAUAUCACCUGUAUCCCUCAGAGUAAAAUAAUAACACCUAUGAAGUUCUAAGGAUGAUUUGCUACAU